Actinia tenebrosa (Australian red waratah sea anemone) is the source of this 2991-nucleotide messenger RNA. RefSeq names its product E3 ubiquitin-protein ligase RBBP6-like. NCBI's taxonomy places the organism in Eukaryota, Metazoa, Cnidaria, Anthozoa, Actiniaria, Actiniidae. The record is from RefSeq and is a predicted model, not a curated record.
AUGAAGUCACCAAGCCCAUCCGUUGGAGGCACUGCAGGAGUUUCCGUGUCACAAGGAAUUGCUGGGCUAGGAGUGCCCCUUUUUUCUGCUUCAGCAAAGCCAGCACAAGUUAAUCCUGUAGCUGCAUCUUCAUCAGCUACUUCAGGUUCUCCUGUUAUUUCUUUUUCAAUAAGUUCAGGACCUGUUUUACCAUCACAGGAAAAAGCAGUGCCUGGAGCUUCUCAGCCAGCACUUAAACCCAUGGCUUCUUCUGCUGCCAUAGUAGCAAAGCCAACUGCUUCUUUGGGAAUACCUCCAUCAAUCGGAUCUUCUGUACUCCCUUCUGCACCUGUGAUAAGGCUGYCAUCUCCAUCAAAGGUACCCUUACCAGCCAUUGCUGCAGCUUCUUCACCCGCUGUGAUAGCUUCAGUACCUCUUCUGAAGCCAUCCACGGCUAUCUCCAGAACUGCACCCUUACUUACCGUAUCACCAGCUGCUCCAAACCCAACUACACUAAAACCAUCUUCAAGUGUUAUUACGACAUUUUCAUCAGUUACGAUACUUUUUAACACGUUGAAACAUCGCAGUGAACAUACACACCCUUCAGUACCGCAUGCAAAAGUCUUAAGUUUGGAAGACGCCGCUCAAAAUGGCAACAACCAGGAGUUGACUCUUAAGAGACAAGAGAAGGUUUCUGAAAGUGCAGCGGGCGAGGAAGACAAAGAAGUACCAGAGCAUUCGUCCAGUGGAGAGUUUCUUAACAUGGAAGGGUCGACCGAAGUUCCAGAUGUAACCAUAGAGACGAGCGGAGAAGCUCAAAGCAGUAACAAAAAUGUGGACGACAAAAAAGAAGCUGGCAAAGAUGAAACAAAAAGUGAUAAUGCUGAAAAUAAAAAUGAAGUAAAAAAACAAGCCAAGGACAAAGAAAGUGGUCUCGCGGCUCGUACGAGAGGCAAGGAUCCUCAGAAUUUAAUCCACAACAAAUUUGAAAAGGCUCUAGAUGAAUUCUACCAACAGCAAGAAAAACCAAAGGAAACCGCUCAAAAAUCAAGCGACAAAGAGAGAAAAGAAACAAAACAGGUCAAAGACGGGAAAGCGAAUAAUGAUAAAGGUUUGAUACAAAAACUCGAAGCAAAGCAACAAAACGAAGACAGGAAGGAGAAACAAGAGCCAAAUGCACUUGUCGGAAUCGCACAGCAACAGAGCAGUCCAGUGAAAAUACCACAAGAAGCCCUCGUCAUGGAAAAAGCAAAGAAAGACCUGCCAGUGAAACAAGAAGACAAAUCUUCUGCCACACCUAAGGUUUCUGGCAGCUCAUUGGCCAAACCAGAAGAGGAAGUUAAAGUUAACAUCAAGGAGAGCCAAGUUAAAGUUUUACCAGUUGUUAAAAUAAGCUUUGGCCAAGCGACUGCACAAAAUGGUAACUCUAAUCCAGACUCUGUGAAAGACAAAGAGGUCAAGGACAAGGCAGUUACCCAGUCUGCUUUCAAGCCUAACACAGUCGUUGAACCAAAACAACAAGAGAAGGGAAUAAAAGUAAAUGAAAAAGCCAAAGCAGCAGUUGCCGAUGAGGAUCUAAAGUCACUCGGGGGAAAUAAUGCACAACCAGAGCCAUCAAUGGCAAAGGAUGCUCAAGGCAGCGUAAUCCAAGUUUCAGAGCAGAAACCUGGAGGAAACUCUGGUAAUCGAAAUCAAGACAUUGGGACCUUCCUUGAAGUCAAUAUAGGAAUUUCAAGCCUGCCAAAAAAAGAAAUCGCUCCAGCUGUACAUAGCGUGUCUGUAAAAGCAGUCGAAGAAGAAUCAAAGUUUUCUAGUGAUUAUGAAGAUGAGGAUGGGAAAAAGAUGCGAAAACACAGAAAACAUAGGAAACACGGGAAAGAUAGGAGACAUCGCCACAGGGGGAAGCACUCGACACGCCAUCAUAACAAAGGGAAAAAACAUGAGGAUGAAGAAGAGGAAAUUUAUAAUCAUGAUGGAGAGGUAACCAUAGACCAAAUUCCACCAAAAUAUGAAGAGGUUGAAACCAUCAAAGUUGAUUUCAGGGAAACCCAAGCUGGCCAUCAAAAUGAUAACCCGCGUCAAAUUGAAGGAGAGGAGGUUCCAGAGAACCACGAUAGUGAGAGACAAAGUUUAGAGGACAAGAGGAAGGGACUGAGACACAGGCACCACAAACGGCGAAGACACCAUAAGAAACGAAGACACCACCGCAAGAAUCGAAGACAUCAAAGACGUGGAAAAAAUAACAAACAAGACCAAAUUGACAGCAGUGACAAAGACGUGGGCGUGCAAACGCAAGAUGAAUUCAAAGGAUACUCAGAAUACGAACAAACAAAGAUGUCAGAUGACUACAUGGAAGGGCAAGUCGACCGUCCAAAUGAGCUUCUCAGUGACUCUGAAGGGGAAGAACUUACAGAAGAUCAGGAAAUUGAAGAACAAAGUUUAGAGGACAAAAAGAGGGGACGAAAACACAGGCACCCCAAACGACGCAAACACAGACACCACAAGAGACGAAGACACCACAAGAAUCGAAGACACCACAAGAAUCGAAGACACCGCAAGAAUCGAAGACACCACAAGAAUCGAAGACACCACAAGUUUCGAAGACAUCAAAGACGCGGAAAGCAUCACAAACAAGACCAGAUUGACAGCAGCGACAGCGAAGUGGGUGUGGAGAGGCAAAAUGCAUUCAAAGGAUACUCAGAAUAUAAAGAAACAAAAAUGGCAGAAGACUCCAUGGAUGGGCAAGUCGACCGUUCAAAUGAGCAUCUCAGUGACUCUGAUGGGGAAGAGGUUGCAGAAGACCAGGAAAUUGAAGAACAAAGUUUAGAGGACAAAAGAAAGGGACGGAAAUAUAGGCACAAUAAGCGGCGCAAACACAGACACCACAAGAGACGAAGACACCACAAGAGACGAAGACACCACAAGAGACGAAGACACCACAAGAAUCGAAGACACCACAAGAACCGUAGCCACCAAAAACAGGACGAGAUGAUGUAUGAGYUGAUGCUGUGA